AUGGGAGUUUGUAUAAGUAACACCCAACAAACGACAACAGAAAUAGCGGGAGAUCAGAUGAUUCCUGGGUAAUUGAAUAAGCCUAGUCUGUCCUUAUCGAGUUUGGCUGUGGAAGUAGAUGAAAUAUCAGAACUAUUAUAGCCUAGGAGAGGGGACAGGAAGCGUCAAGCCAAGAUAGAAGUGGUUGAGGAACAGAUCCAUGAGAAUGUAAUGAAGUAGUAGAAGGAGAAAAGUCCAUUUGACUUUCAAAUGAUUUUGAAUGCUUUUGGAAAUCAUUUCAUGUUUGCUUAACUCGACAAUAAUGACAAAGCAAAACUAAUAGAGGAAAUGUAUUAUGUUACAUCGAAAGAUUAGGAAUUUGUUUUUAAGCAAGGCGAUAAAGCGACAUUAUUUUUCAUAAUUGAACGAGGCUAAUGUCAGAUAACAAUAAAUGAGGAGAAAAAGAGAGUGCUAAAACCAUCUGAAUUUUUUGGAGAGUUGGCUUUGAUGUAUCAUGCUCCUCGUUCAGCAUCUGUGAUUGCAAUUGGAGAUUGUGGAUUCUGGGUUUUAGAGAGGUAUAAAUUCCGAAAGGCAGUUGAGGAUAUCUAGUAAAAGGCAUAUGAAACAAACAGAGAAUUUCUGGCAUAAGUAAAAUUUUUUGAUUUCAUGACUGAAGAAUAGAGAGACAGUAUAGCCAAUGUCUUGAUCACACUGAAGUUUAAGUAAGGUGAAUCCAUAGUAAAUGAAGGAGACAUGGCCAAUUCCUUUUACAUAAUUUAAAAAGGCACUGUUCAAGUGACCAAACAAGGCCAAUUCCUUAGAUAUAUGAACUAAGGAGAUUCGUUUGGUGAGUAGGCUCUCUUUGGGAAUUGUGUAAGAGGGGCAACUGUCAAAGCCCAUGACUCGGAUGUCAAUCUACUGUCUUUGAGUAGGGAAGAUAUCACAACCAUAUUGGGAGAGAAGAUUCAGUUAAUCAUCUACACCAAUAUGCAGAAGUGGGCAUUUGAGAAACAUCCCAAAUUGAGAGAUUUAACUAAAAUGCAAAUCCAAAAGAUUGUUUCAAACUUCAAAAUCAAAAGCUAUGAGAGUAAUGAUUGCAUCUUCAAAAUGAAUUAGUUAGUCGAUAAGUUAAUUAUCAUUCUCGAUGGACAAUUAGAAUUUGAAGGUCAAUUAUACAACAAUGGUCAACUCUUCGGAGAUAAGUAUUUGUAAAUGGAAGAACAAAAACGAAAAAUCAAUCAUGAUAUUAAAACUAAUCGAAAAACUACUCUCUCAGAACUUCCUUUUAGACAAUUCUUUGAAUGCAUAGGAGGAGAAUUGGAAACUGUUGUUAAAAAAAAUAAGGAUCGUGCCGGUUCCUCCAGUCUAUUGGAGAAGAAAUAAAAAAGCAAUUACUCCUUACUUACUUUAGAAGAUUUCAUAGGAUUAAAGUUAUUAGGAGAAGGAACCUUUGGAAAUGCCUAUCUAGUUAAGGAUAUUCCUUAAUAGAAUAUGCAUGUGAUGAAAUGUGUACCUAAAGUCAAUGUCAUUGCCAAUAACACAGAGAGGCAUAUUAAAAAUGAGAAAUAAGUGUUAGAAUUGCUUAAUCAUCCAAAUUUGGUUUGUUUUCGCAGAUCCUUUAAAGAUUAGAAUUAUAUCUACUUAUUGACAGAGUAUGUGAAGGGCAAAGAAUUGUUUCAUGUGAUCAGAGAAAUUGGAUUGUUGAAUUCUUAUGAAACCUAGUUUUAUAUCGCUUAAAUGAUAAACAUCCUGGAGAAAUUGCAUUCCCAACAUAUUAUCUAUAGGGAUGUGAAGCCUGAAAAUUUCAUUGUUAUGGAAAAUGGCUAUAUUAAAUUGAUUGAUAUGGGAACUGCAAAAGUCUUAAAGUCAAGAGCUUCCAAGACCUACACUCUUGUUGGGACUCCACAUUACAUGGCUCCUGAAAUUUUGAAGGGCAAGGGGUAUAGUUUCUCAACGGAUCUAUGGUCUUUAGGAAUAUGCUUCUAUGAGCUCAUGUGCGGUGAGGUACCAUUUGCUGGGGAUGAAGAAGAUGAUCCAUUUAUAAUAGAGGAGGCUAUUUUAAAUGGAAAAUUGGAGUAUCCACAAAUUCUGAAGGAUUUCAAGGCUAUCAAAUUGAUGGAUCAACUGAUGAAUAGAACACCAGAAUUGCGAUUGGGAGGAUCCUUUGAAGCAUUAAAGGUCCAUCCUUGGUUUGAUGGUUUCUAGUGGGAAGAAUUAGAAGCCUUUCAAUUAAAGCCUCCAUACUAUCCUAAAUUAUAGUAGAUGAUUUUUGAAGAAAUGCCUUUUUUAGAUUUGAUCUAAAGAGAUACUAGUCCAGAAAUGAUUUGCACUUAAUUUGUAGACUGGGAUUAAGACUUUUGA
Messenger RNA from Paramecium tetraurelia, 2340 nucleotides. RefSeq lists its product as uncharacterized. Gene Ontology annotation, biological process: signal transduction; peptidyl-serine phosphorylation. The record is from RefSeq and is a predicted model, not a curated record. Gene Ontology annotation, cellular component: cAMP-dependent protein kinase complex. Gene Ontology annotation, molecular function: ATP binding; cGMP-dependent protein kinase activity; cAMP-dependent protein kinase activity. The transcript is spliced from 7 exons. NCBI's taxonomy places the organism in Eukaryota, Ciliophora, Oligohymenophorea, Peniculida, Parameciidae.